Aspergillus oryzae RIB40 is the source of this 1314-nucleotide messenger RNA. RefSeq lists its product as uncharacterized. The transcript is spliced from 6 exons. The coding region runs from base 1 to 1314 and encodes 437 amino acids. NCBI's taxonomy places the organism in Eukaryota, Fungi, Ascomycota, Eurotiomycetes, Eurotiales, Aspergillaceae. The record is from RefSeq and is a predicted model, not a curated record.
AUGGCCGGGGAUGACUUUACCAUCGAGGCCUUCACCCUCCUCGCCAUCGCAAUCGUUACCAUCGCUAUCCGCAUCACCGCACGAUGGAUCACCGCUGGACCGAGAAACUUCCAGCUCGAUGACUUCCUCAUGCCCUUAGCGGGGGUGGUCUACGGGUUGGAAUCGGGCGCCGCUUACUGCGUUGGCGCUUGGUGGAUGGGUCUGGCCAACAACUCCAUGACCGAUGAGCAACGAGCCACGCUUUCUCCCACUUCGGAAGAAUACCAGCUGCGCGUGGGCGGCUCCAAGACCCAGGUUCUGGGUUGGUCGCUGUAUACAACCCUGCUGUGGUUGUUGAAAGCUUGUAUGGCGAUUUUCUACUCGCGAUUGACAGCCGGUCUGAUCAAUAUGCACCGUCGUGUCCAAAUCGCCUACGUCCUCAUUGGCGCAACCUAUAUCGCCGUCAUUUGCUCCAUCCUGUUCGGUUGCCAUCCCAUGCAUAAAAACUGGCAAAUAUACCCAGACCCAGGCAAUUACUGCCAGCCCGCGGUGUCGCAGAUCGACGUCUACGUUACUGUUACUUUGAACGUUGCGACAGACGUAUACUUGAUAUCGAUUCCGACACCGAUGCUCUUCAAAGCCCGCCUCCCAUGGCGCGAAAAACUCGAACUCCUCGUCCUCUUCAGCGGCGGAAUCUUCGUCAUGGCAGCUGGUAUCCUCCGUUGCGUGUUAAUUGUCACAGCCGGCGCAAACGGCGCCCAACAAGCCGGCAGCUGGGCCUGUCGCGAAACCUUCGUGGCCGUCAUAAUCGGCAACGCCCCCAUGAUCUACGCCCUAUGUCGCCGCAUCGCCCGCCGAGCAGGCUGGUACAUCAGCACGAAAGGCGUCAGCGCAAACAGCUAUCCGUUGACGGAUAGCGGCGGACUGAACUCCAAGAGUACCAUGCAUAGCAGCAAUCGGAAACGGAAGUUCAAGCAUCCGUUGUCGUUGCCGGAUACGCAGUAUCAUGAUGAGCAGACGAUUUUGCCUUCGCAGCCAACGAUUUGUGAGGCGGGGACUGGGAAUUGGGAUGAGGAGAGUCGGGGGAGUCAGGAGGGGAUUAAGAUUGUUAGGGAGACUAUUACCCGUCAUUGCACCUCGGUACGCGGGAUGGGCCAUCUCGGAGACGUAAGCCGGACCGGCCGUGGCGGAGGUCGCGACGCCGAAGCCCAAGAUGAAUCUGCCCGCCAUGAAGCCGCCCAGGUUAUGGCAUGUGGCUUGGACGAUUGUUCCGAUGAUAAUGAAGAUGGAGCCGAGGGCCAUGCCGACGCGACGACCUAUGAAAUAGCGACUUAG